Ricinus communis (castor bean) is the source of this 2379-nucleotide messenger RNA. RefSeq lists its product as uncharacterized. The record is from RefSeq and is a predicted model, not a curated record. Gene Ontology annotation, molecular function: zinc ion binding. The transcript is spliced from 2 exons. NCBI's taxonomy places the organism in Eukaryota, Viridiplantae, Streptophyta, Magnoliopsida, Malpighiales, Euphorbiaceae. The coding region runs from base 877 to 1995 and encodes 372 amino acids.
CUUAACCAGUACCGUCCGUCUGAUAUUCUGUCCUUUUACUCCAUUCUAAACGUCAUCUUUUUCUUCAACAACAUACUUUCUUUAAUGACACAGCUAUUCAUUGGUUAUAGUCAUAAUCAUUGGAUCUAAAAAUCUUUUCUAAAUUUAAUGGUCAGCGUUUACUCCUGAACAUUCAUACCCAAUAUAACUUUGUACUGAAGAUUAUUUCUUUUAUUUUUUGCAAAAUAACAGUGAAGGAAUCAAACUAAUUGCUAAAAGAAUUUGUUCUUGGAGUGCAUCAAGUUCACACCUUUCCUUCCUUAAACGUAAUCCCUUCACAAAAUUCUUUAUUAUUUACUGAAAAAGAAAAUUCUUUUUGUUGAACUCGCCAUUUCCAGUUCUUUUCUCCGCCUAACCUAUCUCUCUCAUAUAUGACCUGGAGGCUGUAGCCAUGAAAUCUACUAUUUUUUUAGAGACAGUAUUUGGUGUAGUUGACAUGGAGACAGAUAGAUAGAUCUAGUUCUUUUUAUUUCUUUUGUUCAUGUGUUUGACGUUUGAAGUAAACGCUUUUAUUGAGAGAGAUAAUUGGAGGGUUUUAAUACCUGGAGUUGAAGUUUAACAAAAUGGAGUAGGUAAUGCUCUGGGCGUUUUUUUUUUUUUUUCCGAUUCAAAGCUAUCUCUUUUUUCACUUAAUUCGAAUUUAUUAGGCUUGUUCUGAUUGACGUGUAGUUAAUUCUUUCUGAAUACUCGUUAUUUACAAGAGAAUGAAGUAUAAUGGAUUCUUGGCUUUGAGCUUUUUAGGCUGUUCUCUGUUGCUUAAAGAGAUGAGAUUUUAGGUUUGUAUGCGUGGUUGCUGAUAAUAUUGGGAUUCUUUUUUGAGAGUUUGUGUAUAUAUUGAUGAUAUUAAUGGAUAAAAAAUGUGAUGAAAAGAAAACAAAUGUUGGCAGUUUUUGUCAAGUCAAUCAAGGAACAAAUAGGAACACAACUGGAGAAACAAGCAAUUCUGAUCAUAGGGUUGUGUCAGAGAAUUCAGUUGUUUUAAAUCCAGAAGAUUCAGUAAGUGCUGGGGGAGAAAUUAGGGCUUUGGAUGCAAAUGUAAAUGGAUUGGGGUCAACCAUGACAGCAGUGGAUCACGAGGCAAGUGGUGGGAUGGGAAUCCGCGAGCCAUUGGAUCAAGGAACUAGUGGGAAUUCAAGUUAUUUAGUUAAUGAGGUUGUUCUUGAGAGAAUGAUCGUGAUAAAUUCAGGAGAGAUUGUGAGUAUUAGUGGAGAACACAAGCAUAUAGGUAUUAAUAUUGAUGAUUUGGGGCUGACUGGUAUUGUAUCAGAUCAGAAAACAUGGGUUACGCGAGGAAAUGCCGAGACAGUGGAUAAAGUUGGGCAAGUAAGUCAUCAGGAUCCUAGUAUUUCUUCUAAUGAUGUUGUGGUCGAGACGGUGAUAUUGGUAAAUUCGGAAGAGAAUCCAUCAAUUAGUGGUGGAAAUGAUCAUUUGGAAAUCAAGGGCAGAGAACUGGGGCCAGGUAAGGUGAUGGUGGAUAAGUCAAAGAAAAAGGUACCCAGAGGAGAGAAGCAAUCAUGUGUGAUUGAUGUAAAAUGUGGUGAAGUAGGAAGUGGUUUUAAGGAUUGCGAUGGAGAAUCGGUUUGUAGGAUUUGUCACUUGAGUUCUGAGGUGAUGCAAGAAACCACAGCCACCAACUCUUCUAUGGAGCUAAUUCAGCUUGGCUGUGGGUGUAAAGAUGAGCUUGGUAUUGCACAUGCUUAUUGUGCAGAGGCCUGGUUUAAGCUCAAAGGAAACAGAAUAUGUGAAAUAUGUGGAGAGACGGCAAAGAAUGUUACAGGCGUUAGAGAUAACAGAUUUAUGGAAGAGUGGAAUGAAAGGAGAAUUAUCAGUACUAAUAGUAGCUCACCAGAAGGCGGUGGAGGAUGUUGGCGGGGACAACCUUUUUGUAACUUCCUGAUGGCAUGCCUGGUAAUAGCUUUUGUAUUGCCAUGGUUUUUCCGAGUAAAUAUGUUCUAAUUGGCAGGGAUUCUCCCAUAGCGUCAUAAUCGUCAUGCCUUCAUGUCUAGUAUUUGCACCACACGGGUUAAUGUUAGUCGUGGUCUGCAAUGGCGUGCUUGUUGAAUCUUCAGGUUCUUUAUAUUUUGAAGGGCUGUUGCUGUGAGGUUGUAUAUUUGCUCCUAUAGUUACGAUACAAAGGCUAGAGACAACAGAUCUCUAAAAUUGGGAGAAGAACUUCCAUUUUCUUUCAUUUGUUCCUUCUUUUGUUCAUGUGACAGAAAAUUUGUGAUAUGGGAGAAGUCACUAUACAAUAUACAAGCACAUCACAUGUUAUAGCAGAUAGGUUGGUGUGUAUAUAACUAUUUAUUAAGAAAAAAAAGAAAGGAAGAACAUUGGUUUGCC